Molecule: messenger RNA, 1830 nt
Organism: Cyprinodon tularosa
Lineage: Eukaryota; Metazoa; Chordata; Actinopteri; Cyprinodontiformes; Cyprinodontidae
Gene: isl1
Product: ISL LIM homeobox 1
Exons: 6
Coding region: 168-1217 (349 amino acids)
Biological process (GO): neuron fate specification; axonogenesis; positive regulation of transcription by RNA polymerase II
Cellular component (GO): nucleus
Molecular function (GO): cis-regulatory region sequence-specific DNA binding; DNA-binding transcription factor activity, RNA polymerase II-specific
Source: RefSeq, a predicted model, not a curated record
GCUCCACGCACACACGCGCACACACACACCGGUGGGAAACAUACACACACUUCCUCUCCGAGGCUGGACAGCAUCGCUCCUGGCCCCGGCAGCGGAGCUCAGAUCCAGGCUUCCAGGCGCCGCAGCCCGCUGUGAAAGUGGACUUUACAUCGCCUUACUUUUUCGCCAUGGGAGACAUGGGGGAUCCUCCGAAAAAGAAGCGACUGGUGUCUCUUUGCGUGGGCUGCGGGAACCAGAUCCACGACCAAUACAUCUUGCGGGUUUCCCCGGACUUGGAGUGGCAUGCAGCUUGUCUCAAGUGCGCCGAGUGCAGUCAGUACCUGGACGAGUCAUGCACUUGCUUCGUCAGGGAUGGGAAGACUUAUUGUAAACGGGAUUACAUCAGGUUAUACGGGAUUAAAUGCGCUAAAUGCAAUAUCGGCUUCAGCAAGAAUGACUUCGUCAUGAGGGCUCGCUCCAAAGUCUACCACAUCGAAUGUUUUCGCUGCGUGGCCUGCAGCCGGCAGCUCAUCCCGGGAGACGAGUUCGCCCUGCGGGAGGACGGCUUGUUCUGCCGCGCUGACCAUGAUGUGGUGGAACGGGCCAGCCUGGGCAGCGGAGACCCGCUCAGCCCCCUGCAUCCGGCCAGACCGCUGCAGAUGGCAGCAGAACCAAUCUCGGCGCGGCAGCCCGCUCUCCGACCCCACGUCCACAAACAGCCGGAGAAGACCACCCGGGUCCGGACUGUUCUGAACGAGAAGCAGCUGCACACGCUGCGGACCUGUUAUAACGCCAACCCGAGGCCCGACGCGCUGAUGAAGGAGCAGCUGGUGGAGAUGACCGGCCUCAGCCCGCGGGUGAUCCGCGUCUGGUUCCAGAACAAGCGCUGCAAGGAUAAGAAGAAGAGCCUGCUGAUGAAGCAGCUGCAGCAGCAGCAACCCAACGACAAGACGAACAUCCAGGGAAUGACGGGCACCCCGAUGGUCGCGGCCAGCCCGGAGCGACACGACGGCGGCAUCCAGGCCAACCCGGUGGAGGUGCAGAGCUACCAGCCGCCCUGGAAGGUCCUCAGUGACUUCGCCCUGCAGAGCGACAUCGACCAGCCGGCCUUCCAACAACUGGUCAGCUUCUCAGAGGGAGGACCAGGUUCGAACUCAACAGGCAGCGAGGUAGCAUCCAUGUCCUCCCAGCUUCCCGACACGCCGAACAGCAUGGUGUCCAGCCCCAUCGAGGCAUGAGGAGCGCCUGAACACACAGCCCACCCACCCACCCCCCGUCAUCCCAUCCCUCCUGACUGGGUGUAGGCUACUUUCACACUGUGAAGACAAUCAUGGGAUUUACUGCAGCCACCCAUCCGGGGUUCUAUUCGGACGGACCUGCUGAGCGCAGCUCUCAGAUGCCAAAAGGAGGAGAGGAAAGGAGCGGACCCUGCUGGGAGCGCAUCUCCAUCACGUAGGCCUACUUUCGAUACGCUCAGCUUUCAAAAAACUAAACGAUGGUGUUUUUUUUAUUUUUAUUGGUUGACCCUCAUCAUAUAAACCCACCAGAUCAUCUGGAUCUAUCUGAUCUGUUCAUCUGACUGAGGCCAGAGGCUUUUCAAACCAGCUUUACCUCCACUUUGCCACAGCCGCUGUGGGACAUUUGGGAGUUGGCCUAUAGUGUCCGUCCAACAAUAGGCGAUUUCUUUUUCUUUUUCUUUCCCAAAGACAUGUAAAUUAUUCAGUUAGUUCUCUGCAAGAAAUUGUAUUGUUUGUUCCCGUUCAACAGAAUUAUUUAUUAUUUAUUGCUGAAAGAAUUUUGCCACCUUUUAUGUAACUUUCGUAAAAGAAGUAAAACAGAAACAAAGAGAAA